AUGGAUGUCUCGAAUCUCCUUACCGGUAACAAGCCUGGCCCUCCGGCCAGUGAUGCUGAAGCCCGUCAUCAGGCCUCGCGGCAGGCGUUCGCUGGGCACAAUGGGGCCGUAGUGGGCCAUGAUACCAUGGCGGGCAUGAUGUCUCAGGCAGGCCCUCCGGGUGCCAGUGGACCAAACCCUGGAUACGCCAUGUCGCCCAAUGGUCGGCCAUGCAAGCAGGUCUCUUUCGAACUGCGCUACGAUGACCCUACGAGGCGUAGCCGUAUCCCAAUGCGUGUCAACAUCUAUCCACACGACACCACUGACUCUAUUGUCACCACGGUCAAGAACUUCCACGGUCUCUACGGUCGUCGAGGUGUCAUUUUUGAGGACAGUAACGGUAGCAUCCUCAUCGCCCGGUACGAGAACUUUGACAACGGUAUGACCGUCUUCGUUCGAGCAGCCCCUGGAGAACCAGAGGUCGUGAGCGAAUAUGCUCAGACACAGCAUUCGAUGUCUCCCAGGAAGCCUCGCCUAGGUGCGCCUUUCGAGAUGCUGCCUCCGCAGCUGCAGCUUCAGCCUGGAUCCAGGCCAGCUUCUCGCACCGCUGGGAAGAGAAGCAUAUCUCCUCAGUCAAGUCGCAGUCACCGUAGCGGCUCGGCUAUUACCAACGCAAAGAUACGGUCGCGACCAGGAUUGAAGACUCGAGGGAACAACUCCUUCGACAGUGUCACCGAUGUGAAGAUCGAGGGUGCAGAUGACUACAGCGAUAGCGAUGGUGGCAAUGCUUCGGUGACAAGCUCUCGCCGUUCAAAGAAUGAAGUCGUUGCAAGCGCAGAUAUUGAUGUCAAGAACAUUGUCGAAGGUGGCAGGCGAAAGAGGGCCAAGUUCGAUAGCUCGGAGCUUCCUCUUUUUGUGCCUCCUCAGGUUCCAAUCACCACCUCUACCUCCUCAGUGUCCCCUCAGCGACGGAUCGGAAGCCACAAUGGAGCCUCUCCUUACUCCCACUCGAACCAACACACUUUCUCCUAUACGCAGCCUCUGCCAUCUCCACAGAGCUACGGGUAUGCAGACAUGUCCCACAUGUCGGGUGGUCAGAUGAGUACGCCGUUUCCCCAACCUCAGGGCGGCCGCGUGCGCACACGUGGCUCAGUACAGUAUGUACCUACGCGACAUUGUGGUAGCGGCACCUCUGGCAUUCUGCCAACCCCAGACCCGACUAUUGGCGGUAGCGUCAUCUCCGACGAGGAUGUCGCUCUGCAGCUGAUGCGUCUGGGAGAUGCGUCCAACUUCUCUACUCACGGUCGCACUUCCACCUCGACUGUGGACGAUGCCUUGAGUGGGAAAGCCGAGCUCGCUUCCUCAGAUGAGGAUAGCGAGGACGGCAGCGACGCAGAGGGCAAUGACCUCCCUACCCUUCCAGCUCAUGCUAACACCCACGGACACGCGCACCCAGCUAGCUUUGACAGCGGGGAGACCAGCGCAGACGACUACGACGACAACAAGGACGGCUCCUUCGAAGGCGACAGCGAUGAGCUGAUGCCCGACGAGCACGGCAUCCUGCGGCCAUCCGGCAAGUCCAAGUCCUCUACCAAGGGCCGCUCCACCUCUAUCUCCAAGCCAUCGAUCUUCAAGCCCGGAAAACCACGCCCCUCGUCCUCGCUCUCUAAGCACCACAAGAGCAAGUCUACUUCGAGCAAGCAACCGAUCUCGCCCACCUCCCUCCCGCCGCAGUCGCGCAAGACAUCGAGCGCAUCGCUCAACUUCCAGCACCAGCUUGGUGUUGACGAGGAAGAUAUGUCUGCGAAGCCGCGCUGCCAGCGCUGCAGGAAGAGCAAGAAGGGAUGUGAUAGGCAGCGUCCGUGCCAGCGGUGCAAGGAUGCGGGGAUUGGGAUCGAGGGCUGUGUCAGCGAGGACGAGGGCAACGGGAGGAAGGGACGGUAUGGGCGCCAUAUGGGCGUGCCGGUUAAGAAGGGAGAUCCUGGGUGGAUGGGAGACGCGGCGGUGGAUGGGAUAGUGGCGGCGACGAUGGGGUAUAUGCCGCCGCCGCCGCUUGUGGGGGACAAGAGCAAGAAGAGGAAGCGGUAG
This is a messenger RNA of Coniosporium apollinis CBS 100218, 2067 nucleotides long. RefSeq lists its product as uncharacterized. The record is from RefSeq and is a predicted model, not a curated record. Gene Ontology annotation, molecular function: DNA-binding transcription factor activity, RNA polymerase II-specific; zinc ion binding. Gene Ontology annotation, biological process: regulation of DNA-templated transcription. The transcript is spliced from 2 exons. The coding region runs from base 1 to 2067 and encodes 688 amino acids. NCBI's taxonomy places the organism in Eukaryota, Fungi, Ascomycota, Dothideomycetes.